This is a messenger RNA of Brachypodium distachyon (stiff brome), 3738 nucleotides long. RefSeq lists its product as uncharacterized. Bases 550 to 3366 code for a protein of 938 amino acids. Gene Ontology annotation, cellular component: Ino80 complex. The record is from RefSeq and is a predicted model, not a curated record. The transcript has 9 exons. NCBI's taxonomy places the organism in Eukaryota, Viridiplantae, Streptophyta, Magnoliopsida, Poales, Poaceae.
AAUGGGCGUUGUCCAAGCGGUAGGCGAAGGCAUCGCAGAAACCCUAAAAACCGGAAUUGAUGGUGGAGAACUGGAGAUUGAGAUAACUGCAGUCCAUGGAGUUGGUACUCCGUCUCCAUGGGAUCUGGACCUUGAGUUGACACCCCCGUCCCCUAUCUAUCCUCUUCCUGUCUUUCCGUCUUCCCCUGGAUAGAUAGAUACCCUCUUUCUCUCAUCUCACCUCCCGUCCCCCCGACCUGGCCGCCGCGCGCCGCCACACUGCAGAGGAUCGCCGGCCACCCCUGCUGCUGCGCCACCGCACCGGAGAUAAGAUCCAGCCGUCGGCCUGCCGCUCCUCUGUUCGCCACUUCGCGGUCUUCUGCCGAGCGUCCCUCUCCGCCGUCCGCCGAGCACGAGCAGCCCCCUCCGCCGGUCGCCGGCCGCCGCUGCACUGGGCAAGACUGCAGGUGCAGCAUGGUUGUUUUCAGUGUGGGAAAUAAAUUAGAACAGAAGCAAGAGUAGGGAGUUACUCAAGAGCGAAAAGGUUUUCUUACUUCAACUUAUGUUCAGAUGACCUGCAGAAUGGCAGCAGGCAAGCAAAAGAAACGAUUGAUAAAUUCUACCUACUCAGAGCAAUACAGAUCAGGAAAGAAACCGAGGCUUCACUCAUCUAACUGUCUUAUAAGUUUAAAGUCUCAGAUUGGUCUUAAAUGGGAUGUCUGUCAAAAGAAAGUUGUGCCGAAAAAGGAACAGGUUGGAAUUUUGUGGUCAGAUUUGGCCCCUUUCAUAGAAUCCAGCCCGAAACAUCAUUCAGUGCUGGCUGAUGUUACAUAUGUUCCUCCAGAGACUUUUUCUUUGGAGAACUUGAGAGGGGUGUUAUCCUAUGAGGUUUGGUCUACAUGUCUGACAGAAGCCGAGAGAAAUUUUCUCAUACAGUUUCUUCCAAGUGAGAUUGAUGCAGAAGAAAAUGUACAUUCAUUGCUUGCCGGAGAAAAUCACCACUUCAGAAAUCCUUGUCUCAGCUGGUCCUCUUCUAUUUGUUGUGGUGAUACUCAUCCAGAUGCUGUUCUUAACAAGGAGAAGAAAAUUAGAGCUGAGGAGAAGGAACAUCGUAUUAACCUACACAAUUAUCAUUCCAACAUGGUUGAGACCUUGAAGAAAUGGAGGAAGAGAUGGCUAAGUUGUGAUGACCCAGAAAAUUUGUUCAGGUUUUACCAUGCUAAACAGAAGCAAGAAUACACGCGAUCGGCAGGUACCAAGAGUGAAUUUCCCCUGAAGGUUACAUAUAGUACUGAUGUCUCAAAGUUCAUGUCAUACAUUGAGAUUAGCGGAACACAGCACAACCUUGUUAAGGGUUUGAAACAGUCUGGUGAUGGCAUUCAGACCAAACACCUUACUCGUGUGAUUGGUGACCUUGAUAAAUUCCAUGUAAAACCUUACAGCACAUUAAUGGAGGAUGAACAAAGGAGGCUGCAUGAACAUUGGUUGAACGUAUGCAAUGAGAUACCUGCUGCUUUUGAGGUCCUUCGGGACAGGAAGAUGCUGAUAGAGAAAUUAAGAAAGUUGUUGGGCCUUGAGCUUGGAGAAAAGAAUGUACCUGUCAUGAGAAAGACAGAUCAGUUAGCAUACAGAACAAAAGAGCUCGGAAAAGAUGGUGCGUGCAGAAAUGAUAAUAGUCUAGGUUUGCAGAAUGGCAAGGUUGAACCAUUAGCUCAAGAUGUGAUGCAUAGUGGGGAUGAUCACAUACCAUCUCUUGAAGAUCGAGAUGACGGGAAAACUAAUUAUACGGAAACUUCUAUUAACCAUCACGAAAAUCUGAAUGUGAAAGAUGAAGAUAUCAUGUUAGUCGAUGGGACAGACAUUACUAGCCAGAGUGAGAAGUCUGUUGUGCAAGAUCAAGAUCACAAGGAUAUCAGCUGUGCAUAUACAGGCAUUACCUUCUCUGCGAACAACUCAGGUGAGCAGAAUGAAGAUCCCAUGGACUUGAAGUUCAGUAACGAUGACCUAGAUGUUCCAGUGGAAGAUAUUAAAAAUAUCAGCUACACAGAUACAACUGUUAAUAGUGAUAUAUUAGAGAGUAAACAGAUCAAGCCCAUGAGUUAUACAAGCAGGCAUGUUCACACUGUUGACAGCCACAAUAUGCAAGCUGAAGAUCUUGACGGCUUUGCUUACUCAGGUCCAUCCAUUCAUGUUCAUGAGCAAGAUCAGGGCCUUCAGAGUAUCGGCAACACAAUUAUGAACGGUGUUGGUCGUUGUGUGAACAAUGUACCUUCGGAGAAGUGUCAUCCAGAGAUGAAUGCAGUGAUUGUGGAUCAGGAACAGGAUGAGAACAUUAGAAUAAUGCCGUUGAACAGUUCCUCUGUACUUUCUGUGUCCUCCAGGGAGCAAGUGUUUGUGGAUGACUUCCUGGAUCCAAAUGACCAAGCAGGGAAAGAUGAAAAAUAUGUAUGGCAUUUGUCGGGCCCUCUUGAUUCCCUUUAUCAGCCUGCAGACAAUAGGACGUAUAGUGAUACAGGUGGCUCACAGAUUAAACAUGGGCAUCUCUCUGCAGUACAACAUGAUUCAGCAAUUUACUUGCAGAACGAUGUUUUAAGACGGCAGCAGGCUCAAGUCACUGUUGCAUCUGUUCUCCCAGUGGAUAAUUCUGCAUCAUUUGUGCAACCUUGCUCAAACCGUCAGAGCAAUGGCCAGCUCCAGAUAAUAGCAGAAGACAAUGGAAUGCUCCCCUCCUCCCAUGAAUGCAGAAACGUCCCCAAACAGUCGACUGAUUUACUUUCUGUGGUCAAUAACCGUUUGGCUCAAUUCACUUCAUUUUCCACUGCCAUGGAGGGGCACCAGUUAAUUGACCGCAGUCACAAUGGUCGGUACAUGCAGCAAAUUCAGAAGAAUUUGUAUCCUGGUGUGAGGUUUCCAACUAAAGGAAACUCUCCUAUAGUUGAACAGCAAUCUUUUGCUGCUUGUCGCUCUUUGGAUCGCAGAUAUAACUUGUUCCCUGUAGACCAGUCACAUAAUCUGUCUGGAUUGGGGUCAAAUAACUGCUUAACCCAAGCCUUGCCAGGUGGAAGCAACAUAGAUGGAAGUCUCUUCAGUGCCCUGGUGCAGUACGAACAGCCAUUGGCACACUUACAGUCUGGUGGGUUGAGCUCUAGCCAGCUUCCUGAAAUAAGGAAUCAAGAUGAUCCAGCUCAAAGUUUUGUUCCUACUCAUGAUAUUAACAGUGCAGUUCCAAAUACCUAUGCCUACUCCCAGACUCUGCCCACUAGUCAAAGCAGUCAAGUGGCAUCUCUAGGGUCUCUGAAUAGCAUGGGAUGGACAAACUCCAUACAACAGAACCCUGGAAUGCCCAACUUUAUGAACAGGCAGUUUCGAGGUCCCUGGACCAGAUAAGUUCAGACACAGGAUGAUUUAGGUCCUGUCUAGCUUGAUAAAGAAAUUGGGGCAAGCUGGAGCAGGAUGUUUUCGGUCAUGACUGACACAAAGCGAUUUUGAACUGUUCUGAACUUAUGAGUGUCUCAGACCUUGUGUGGAUACCUUUUGCGCAAUGUCGGUACAUAUGUGGGCGUUGGGAAUAGGGAGUCAAUUGACUGAGUUAUUUUUUUUUUGGAUUUGGUCCUGCUAUUUUGUUUUGGUUCGUGAUUCUGCCCCAAUUUCCAUGUGUAGUCUGCAAAAUAAAGCGUUUGGCUCAUAAUUCUGCCCCAAUUUCCAUGUGUAGUCUGCAAAAUAAAGCGAAUAAAAAUGUUCGUCGGUGGUGUCUGAUAG